Molecule: messenger RNA, 399 nt
Organism: Cordyceps fumosorosea ARSEF 2679
Lineage: Eukaryota; Fungi; Ascomycota; Sordariomycetes; Hypocreales; Cordycipitaceae
Exons: 1
Coding region: 1-399 (132 amino acids)
Source: RefSeq, a predicted model, not a curated record
AUGGACACUGACACCGCCGCCGCCGUCUUCGCCCUUCCCACACCGCCGACCUCCCCCGAGAAGCCAGCAUCAGAAGAACCAACUACGCCAUCGCCGCCAUCACCGCCAUCGCCGCCAUCACCGCCAUCGCCGCCGCCGCCGCCGCCGCCCCCCGGCAAGCCCUUCGCCAUCCGCCCCUCCCCGACCGGCGGCCUCGGCGCCUUCGCCACCCGUCCCCUCCCCCCCGGCACCCUCCUCCUCGAGGAGGCCCCCCUCUUCACCUGCCGCCGCGCCGGCAUCUUCUUUGCCUUUUCCCGCCUCCGCCGUCGCCGCCAGCGCAAGGCCCUGUCCCUCCACGCGAGCGACCACUUCAAGCCCGGCACGCCCUGGCUCGAAGCCGUCUGGGACACCAACAGGUAA